Molecule: messenger RNA, 390 nt
Organism: Gongylonema pulchrum
Lineage: Eukaryota; Metazoa; Nematoda; Chromadorea; Rhabditida; Gongylonematidae
Source: the annotation of a GenBank genome assembly
AUGCUCAAUUUUUUCAACGAAGUGCAGGAUACGCCGGAUCCGGGACCUAAGACCUAUAUUUGUUUCGGUCUCUACAAUGCGCCACAUCUGGCAUCAACUCCAUUGCAUUUGGACGUGUCCGAAGCUGUAAAUUUCCUGCCGCUUGUUAGGCCACCUGAUUUCAUGUCAAGAGAAGAAAUUAGAGAGGUUCUAGCUGUUGAAAAGCGGCUGCAGUUGGAAGGUUUUGACGAAGAGCAGAAAAUGCGUGCCCUUCGAGUGCCGGAGAAAGCUGGUGCGAUCUGGAAAAUUUUCCAUCCUGAUGACAAUGAAAAAUUACGUGCCAUUAUAAAUGACUGGAAAAAAAUGAGGGAAUUGAAUGCCGCUUAUUUGUGCAGAAUGAAGGAGAUGUAG